[Torrubiella] hemipterigena is the source of this 1677-nucleotide messenger RNA. The record is from the annotation of a GenBank genome assembly. Lineage: Eukaryota; Fungi; Ascomycota; Sordariomycetes; Hypocreales; Clavicipitaceae.
AUGACCAUUACCGAUCAGCCAGCGUCAUCAUUUCCCUUUCUUGGUCUCCCCUCCGAGAUUCAAUACAAAAUAUGCACUCUCUUCUGUCGCCAUUGCCAGCCCGCAGCGUCGCCAUUCGCUACCUUGUUUGCACCUGCAGGCGCGCCGUUUCAGGCGCUCAAGGCGCUCUCCGAGACGUGCCACUCCCUAAAAGAGAUGGCGCAACCUAUCCUCUAUCACUAUCCAGACGUCAAAAGCUAUACAUCAUUCUUCAAGGCUGUCAUCGCGCGCCCAGAUCUGGCUGCUAGUGUCAGAGUCUUUGCCAGGUACUACGAAGCGGACAGAAGUCCUUACAAGUCUAGCCCAUCAGUAUACAGCAGGGAAGAUACUGUCUACCUUAUUCAAUUAGGCCAAAAGUUCGGCCUCGAAGAAGAUGGCAACAAUCGUGACUCGGAAAAUGAUUUUGGCCCGAGAGAUGAUGUAAAUUUCAAGCGUUGCUUCGAGUAUCUUGAGGAUACGCCCAUCGGCGACCAGGAAGGAUAUACAAUGAUGAUAUCUCAGGCAGCAUACUAUAGCUUUCUUACGGCGCUACACUUUGCAAUUCUGCCGAGGCUUGAGUUUGUUAUGAUAGAUAUAGAAGACGGCAGAUCCUGGGUUAGAAGCCAUCCGCUUAGUAGUGGCCGGCUUCUCCUUACAUAUCCUUACUUGAAACAGGCUAUUGCAGGCAAUCCUGACCAUUUUUCACACCUGAAUGCCGUCGUUUUUCGCAGCUCAUUUCACUACAGAGAGGAGAGUCUUGGACUGGAAAGUGUAGCAUACAUGCUGAGUGCUAUCCCCAAUGUUCGAGUUGUCUUUUUUGACAUGCUUCGAGGUAUGAAGCCACGAUCACAUCAAGACCCCGACCUAUUCCCCGAGCCUCCUGAGCUUAGCUGGUCAGUCCUUCCACAGCUCCAAGAGAUCUAUUUUGAUCCAUGCGCACGGCCAAAGAGUCCCCCGCCGAUCGCUGCGAUAUCCAACAUGCUACAGCGCUGCUCACGACUAAAAAAGCUCGUAUAUCGACACAAAUACCCAGAUCAGUUCACUCCAACAACACUAUUUUCACCCACGAAGCUAUGUAACGCUAUUGCUUCUACACAGGGCACGCUUCAGCAUUUAGAAAUAUACUGCAGUAGCGCUAAGAUUCCGUUGUUCGCAAGCGAGCAGCUUAUCGACUAUCGGCUAAAAGAUUUCACUACGCUCAAAACGCUUGCCCUUGAUGAGGAGCUCUUUUGCAAGCACUGGCACAAAGAAGCUUACUUGGAUUCAGAUGCAUGUCUCGUCAGGAUUUUGCCGGACAACAUCUCAUCACUUACGGUGCGGCUGCACGACAAGUUCAAGGCAGUCCCGGACAUCAUCAGGUUAGGGAGGGAUAAAGCCUUGGGACACUAUCCAAAACUAUCAUCCCUAGAGGUACACAUCCUUCACGAUGCCGAUGCGCCUGAUGAUCAUCAUAAUGUGAACCAGGUAGAAGAGGCCUUUGACUCUGAGUAUCUUUUGCAUGCGAUCCCGCCAAAGAAAUGGGAAGAGACGCUGCGAGAGUUGGCGGACAAGAUUCGGCCAGCUAUUGUCACGUCAUUUCAAGAUACAGACGUGGUAGUCGAUGUGCGAUAUGUCUACGAGAGGCUGUUCUCGUGGAAUCGAAUGCCCUGGCGUCAGUGA